Meloidogyne enterolobii is the source of this 516-nucleotide messenger RNA. The record is from the annotation of a GenBank genome assembly. Lineage: Eukaryota; Metazoa; Nematoda; Chromadorea; Rhabditida; Meloidogynidae.
AUGAACGACGUGAGGGCAAUUGGGAUGGUGACUCGCACUGUCUCCAUUGCCAACAGAUCGGACACCGCGCAAAGAACUGCCCAACUGGUGGGUCGACAACACGGCAUGGUCGAACAGGUGGAAUGGGCGGAGUGUGCUUUUGCUGUUUUCGCUAUGGUCAUGCUGCUUCUACAUGCCGUUGGAGACAUCAAAAUUGCUACAACAAUGUGAAUGCAUGCUAUUAUUGUGGCCGUACUCAGGACAUCGUAAACGAGCGAGGGCAGCUCAAACGGCAUACUGCGCACUUAUGUAUUGCUAUGGAGCUCUACAGAGGAAACGCUCUUCGAUCAGGGUUCGAAAAGUGGCGUCUUCAUAUUAGAAAUCAACAACAGUGAGGGCAAUAAUGACAAGCGGAUGUUACAAGAAGACAAUUUUGUGAGGGCGUGUUUUUUCGUGAUUUUAUGCUGGUAUUUCUAGUGUUUUCUUUGGAUGAAUAUUUAUUUUUUUCAUUGAUUUUGUUAUUGUGUACCAAGUUGU